This is a messenger RNA of Eriocheir sinensis (Chinese mitten crab), 4798 nucleotides long. RefSeq names its product sal-like protein 3. The transcript has 4 exons. Gene Ontology annotation, cellular component: nucleus. NCBI's taxonomy places the organism in Eukaryota, Metazoa, Arthropoda, Malacostraca, Decapoda, Varunidae. Bases 1077 to 2441 code for a protein of 454 amino acids. The record is from RefSeq and is a predicted model, not a curated record.
ACGUCAGAAGUUUUCGUUAACUGUGAUGUGAUGAAAAUGAUAUUCAGAAGAGCAGGAAAAAAAUUUAGACCCGUGGGCCGGCUUGAAAAGGUCUCCGGGACAGGUGUAUUGGGGUGCACCUGUUGCUCCUUAUUAGGGCCAGGACAGCUGGCCCUUGGAACAGCAAAGCUUCCGGCGUGCAGGUCAACGGCAAGGGCGCGGCGGUGUGAUAAAACAGUUUAGAAUCAAGAGGUGCGGGGAGCGACCUCGUCCAAGGCUGGCAGUGCGGCAGAAGCGGCGGCGGCCCGUUACCUUACGGUGUUGAGCUGCCACAACGGGUCUCCGCUCUCCGCCCCGCGCGCCGCCCAGUCAGUGGGUUAGUGGUGGCUUCCCCCGCCUCCAACGCUGGGAGGCAGCACCCAGCCUCUAGUACUGCUGCUUCGGCUGGUGCUGGCGAGCUGCGGGCCAACCUGACGCUGGAGGGCCGCAGCAACCUGGCGGGAGGCGCGCCAGCAAGUGAAACUUGCCGGCCCAUCGGCAGACGCGAGGUGGCGGGUUUUCCCUUUUAGUAUCGGCCCGUAUGUAGGUCAGGCUUUUAGUUUCGCUUUUACAGUGGUAUGCGAUGGUCGGGCCCGUGUCUGCUGCGAGCGUGUGUGAGGCGCGCCCCUGCCCGUGACCACCACGGCCCUCUCUUGACUUCAGUACCUUCUGGUGCAGUGUGGUGAGCCGUCGGGGCAGUGUUCAAGUGUACAUACAGUGUAACUCCCGGCCACUGGUGCAGCCACUGGAAGUGUUGUGGUACGAACCUUUGCGGUGCGAGCGGAUUACUGUGUGACCUGUAACUAUUGUCAACACAAGAGACCCUGCACAGGACCCGGCACAGGACACACUCAAGGAGGAGACUGCUGGCGGAUACCCUCCUCCUCCUCCUCCUCCUUCUCUUCCUCCUCCUCCUCCUCCUCCAGACCGGACAGACAGCGACCCCAGAGACCACAGGCAGAGUGCUGAGGAGCCGAGCUGACCUGUCCUGCACCUCCCUCCCCCCCGCCCGUCAGCACCUGGACGCCCCGGCCCCAGGGAAGUGGACCCCCGCCACCAUGGAUGUCAGCCCCACCAUCCCCGACCACUUCAAGGCUGACCUCUUUGACCUCGUCUCGUGCACGGAAUACGACUUGAAUGGCGGUGCGCUGGGCGCCGAGUGCUGGCAGCUGGACGACCUGGUGACCCGGAAUAUCAACAACAACAACAACAACGCCGUCAGUGUCGGGGAAGUGAUGGCUCCUACCUGGUCCUAUGGGAGUUACCCUGAACUUCCCUCCUCGACGUCCACCUCCAUGGGCGUGCUGAGCCACGACAAGGAGAAGGAGACCAGCGACAAGAUGUGGGGCGGCGGCGGCACGACUGAGAAGGUGGUGAACAGUGCCACCGGCAACACCAUCAUCAUCACCUUCCCCUCCUCCGAGGGCCGUCCCUCCGACGGCUCCGAGGCCGCCUACAACCCCUCGCCGCCCAUGGUGGAGCCCAACAACCUUGAGCUUUUCAACUCCAUCCUCAACGAGAAGCCUUACGAAGGUCUGGUGUCUCACAACCACCGCUCGCCGGCUUCCGACUGCGUCUCGUACGUCAGCGCCUGCUCUGGCUACAGCGAUUCUGGGAUAUCGACGUCACUGGAGGACACAGCCUCCCCUAACGAGGGCGGCCACGGACACGAACACGUCGACUUUGAGCGACUGGUAGACUCCGCUGUCGACUCCCUAGUGUACUCCCCCGGGACCGGCGCUCUGGCCCCCGUCGAAGACCCUCAGGGCAUGGAUGGCGUCAACGCGGCGUACAUGACUCCCGCGCCGAUGCCUUACUCCACGCACGUCACUCAGAGCAGCGACGUGUCUUCCAUCCUGGAAGGGGCGCUGAGAGGCACAGUGCGUCGGCCGGCCGGUCCUUCUCAGCUGCCGCCCCUCACCAAGAUUUCUGAAGCUAAGACGCUCACACUGAUGUCCAAUAUGACACCUUUGCCGCCCCUGACCUCGGCCUUCAAAGCAGAGCAGCUAAACGGCGUCGGAGGGUCAACGCAGAUCAGCAGCAGCAAUGGCAUGUACGUGACGACGGGCUACGACUACCACCCUACUCCAACUGAGGAGUACACCAGCCUGGACGCCUCCUUCACCAAACUCUCCACGACCACCCCUCAGAAGCCCGACCAGUCAGACCAAAAACCUAAAAAGCGCAAGUACACCAAGCGCGCGGCAGGGGAGGAGCCGACCGUGAAGGGCCGCCUCCUCCACUUCUGCCACAUCUGCAGCAAAGGCUUCAAGGACAAGUACAGCGUCAACGUCCACAUCCGCACCCACACCGGGGAGAAGCCCUUCAACUGCGAGCUGUGCGGCAAGUGUUUCCGGCAGAAGGCGCACCUGGCCAAGCACGUCCAGAUCCACAGUGCGCCCAAGCCACCGGGGAAGAGGUGAGCGUCGCGGCGCACGCCCGACCCAAGAUUCCUUCAGCCCCGUGCAGCGCUGGGCCGCGCCGGGUAGCGUCUGACCGAGCCGGGCCGUGGUCCCGGCCUCGACGAAUGUCUCACUGUCGUACCUGCUCCUCGUUCUUAAGCCGUCUUUUGCGUUAUUUACAGCUUCGUAUUGUUAGAAGGAUAAGGGAAUCGAGAAAUUAACAAUGUAUAAUCUAUGGUGCAGUCAAUACUCAUGUUUGUAAAUAGUCACUAACCUGUCUAUUAAGUUCUGCUGUCGCGCAGCCUCGUGUGUGGCGAGAACGGCACACCAGUGUUCCACUUGUUACGCCUGACUCAAGAUUACAAGAUUCACCACUAGCUGGCUAGUGUCACACACACACACACACACACACACACACACACAAGCACACACACAUGCACAUGCCCUACUCCCCACAAACAAACAUUCACUCCCACAGUUACACACACACACACACACACAAACACACACACACACACACACACACACACACACACACACACAUGCCCCCCCACCCACCCACACACACACACACACACACACACACACACACAAAUGGAGAGGUUGUACACAUUGUCAACACUCUGGGUGCCAUGAGUCCGGCGUCCGCCGCCUGACGGGGAUGCCUGGUGCGUGCCCGUCAGCCUGGCUGCGAGUGGCAAAGUUAGGAUGUCAUUGUUUUCAGUGGUGCACUACACACAGCAGUGACAUGUCCACUGAGGAAAAUUAGGUGAAAGGAGAGCCCUUGUGACGGCUGUUGCCCGGCCGGAGGGCGGGAGGUGUGCCUGACGGAGGGCCGAUCACGUCUCGUGGUGCAAGUGACACGCGUGCCGCCGCGCCAGACAGAGUUGGCUCUCACUGUACAUAGCUGCAAGACGCUCGCCUCGAUGCCCUGGCGAGGCCCUUCUCAGGAUGAGAUGCGGAGUCUUGUCUUUAGGUUCAUGAAUAGUAUUAUGAUUGGCUGCCAAAAUAUUUACACUGUGAUUGGAGAUCUGGGUACUAUACACCAGUCCCUGGCACUUUUGUAGAUAGUACAACUAUCCCUGUUAUUCUUUCCCUCAGAGUGACCUUUGCCACCACUCCCACAACGCCGCGCCUGCGCUCGCCAUGUUUACUGAACGACGUCCUUCAGACUGUGAGGCUUCUCAGGAGGAUAAUGUGUGUUGCCAUCCGGCACAAGGAGAAACACAGUAUUUCGCUGAGCCUUAAAAUGUUAUAGUUCAUGUUGUGGAGUAAUAUCCUUGCAUAAAUGCGGUGACCUGCAGGCAGCAAGCGGCGCGGGUGUUCAGUGAGGACGAGGGAGGCUGUCGCGACCCACCUCUACAGGUAAUCGCCACCUUGGCACCCUUCGCCUCGACUGAGCCCCAUCUGCUGCUGCUGCUGUUGCUGCGUGGGUGGAGAGCAGAGGAUCAUUCUUGAGACAAAUGUUUUGUGUCUAAUCUCUAAGGUGUUCUCAACACGUCUGGUUGGUGUGUAGUAUUGUGGGGAACAAGAGCGCCAUGUGGGCACCGGCGGACACGAGGCGCCUCGCCACACCUGUUGACAGAGUGCGGGAGGAAACGAAGCCCCGGCAGCUCCUUGGGGCCCUCCGCCAUGCUACGGUGCCUUAGGGGAAGGUGUCUCCUGAUGCAAUAAGAGUGUAAUAUUCUAUAUAAGUUCAGAUACUUGUUAGUUGUUAUAUGUAUUCAUCUCAAGAAUAUUCAUCUAACCUGUGUAAUAUUGCUCCAUGUCGGAUUACGUGAGUAGCUAACGCCGACCUUCCCUGUUAGUGCCGGUGCGGGCCGCGGCGGCACCCCGGGCCGCGCGCGUGUCCUGGGAGGGAGGCUGGUGGGGGCGGGACCCUGCAGGAGGAGUGGACACGGCUGCGGCCUCGUUGUCAAAUUGUUUCCGCUCAACUCAGCGUAAGGUCAAGUAAUCGAGGCCGGGCUCAGCGCCCCCCUUCAAGGUCUCCUCCAGCCCGGGGUAAAUCUUAUAUGAAAGCCGUAUAUUUUUCUAUAGUUAUGGAAGCCUUAUGAAUUUAUUUUGUUAUCCAUUGACCUACAAUAGGACGGCCGAUCACUGUCGCCGUCGACUAUUUAUAUGAGUUGUCCUGAAGGGGCGGGGUCGUGCGCCUCGCGCGGGGCCGCGUGCGGGAGCGAGUGUCGUCAGGAUAAACCCCGGCGAGAGUUCUGCCGACACGUCAGGAUGACCUUCAGGAGGACUCAGGCCGCGCUAGUGAUGGGAGGCCGCCACGCCAGGCUGGCCCGGCGGGCCGCCGCCGCCUCGCCCCGGCUGGACAACUGGUCGAGUCUUCUCACUGUUGUUUUCCUCUACUGUGAUAAUAAAAGUCAGCGUGCUAG